Molecule: messenger RNA, 3053 nt
Organism: Ectocarpus siliculosus
Lineage: Eukaryota; Phaeophyceae; Ectocarpales; Ectocarpaceae
Source: the annotation of a GenBank genome assembly
AUGUCUUCAAUUGGGGGCCUAUGUCUUCCCGACAUGGUUGCGGCAGCUCUCGCCUUCCUAGAUGGGCGAUCCCUCACUGUCUUCGAGGCGGCCUCCAAGGGCUCAAGGCAGACGGUGCAAGACAACCCAGACCUGUACAAAACCCUCCUGCUGAGGCAGGUCGACAACGUUCCACGCAUGGCUUCUCUUCCAAGCGAGGAAGGGAAGCGUGCCCUCAUGGCAUGGGAAGAAGGGGACUUUCUGCCGAUUCUAGCGCUCGUGCCGCGGAGAGCGCCGCCCCCGAGGUACCUGCACCGGGCGGCGGAGGCUGCUGACGGCUGGACGUACGUACACGGGGGCCACCUCCAGUCGGGGCUGUCGGGCGACGUGUGGCGCUUCCGCAUGUCGGACUCCAAGCGGCGGCGGGGCCCAGACCCCAGGGAGGACGAGACUGCUGUAAAGUUGCAGUGGGAGCAAGUCUGGGGGGGCAACGACGAAGACUGGGCGAGGGAGACGGGAUCAGGGACAGGCGGGGGGAGUCUGAGCGGCAGUGACAGUGAUGACGACGACGACGAUGAUGGUAGCUGGGGUCAUCCCUCCCACGCCGUGCCCCCUCCCGACGCGGCGGCGGCGGUGGCGCCCGCGGCGCCCGCGCCCGACAACGUGAACCACGGGCCCCUGCCCGCGGCGCAAAUGUUCGCGGCUCCCGGGCAGGAGAUAGCCCUCGGCGCGGCCCCCGCGGCGGCCGACCAAGCCGCCCCGCCCGCCUUCGGGGCUGCCCUCGGCGCCGGCGCGCAGGCCGCGUUUCACGCCGCUAUGUUCGCGGCGAAUCACGGCGUGCUUGGGGCCGGGUUCGAAGACGCAGGGGGGGGAGUCGAUGCCGCGGGCGCCGGCGCCGGCGCCGGCGCGGGGUCCAUGGCGUGUCCCCGCCCCAGGUGCGCCGCGAGCUGGACGGCGUUGCCAGGCAGCAACAAGAUAUUCCUGUUCGGGGGACAGGGCUCGGACAACAACUUCUUGGGAGACCUGUGGUGCUUCCACGCUGGGGCGCGGGGCGAGUGCCGCUGGGAACAGCUGGACCAGGUGCGGGAGCCCAGGCCAAGCGGAGACGGCGGAGGCGGCGGCGGCGGCGGUGGCGAAGAAGAGCACGGCGAUAACGACGUAGGAGGACCGGGGGCCCCGUGGAGGGUUCCGGCCGGCCGCUGGGGGCACACCAUGGUGGAGCACCGGGGCGCGCUGUAUAUGUUCGGGGGGAGUUCCCCCGGGACGGCGUUUGCGGGACUGUGGCGCCUCGACGUUUCGGUGUCGCCGUGCGUGUGGUCGCUAAUGACUCCGGGCAGGACUGCGGUGUCGUUGGAGGAGGGGGGGUUAGCGGAGGCUGCCGGGGGUGAGAGGCCGCCGGCGCGGGGGGGGCACUCGGCAACCGUGGUGCGCGAUACUCUCUACAUCUUUGGCGGUAACAUCACACAGAGCAUGUUCAGGGAUCUUUGGGCGAUUGACCUGCCGGACUGCAAAGCCUGGCGUCAGGUGGAAGAGACCGACGACUUUCCGCCGGCACGCAUCGGCCACAGCGCCGUAGCGGUGGGAAACCGAAUCCUCAUCUUUGGCGGAAGGAACUUCAAGUCAGGUGUUUUCACGUGCGGGCUGUCGUGCUUCGACGUCGAUCUCCAGGCCUUCGUGCACUUCCCGCACGCCGAAGCCUUUUCGCGAAAGUCCUCCCAGCCCAGAGGCAUGUGGUACGGCCUCCGCAUGACCGGUCACGCCGCCAUGCACUGCUCGCGGGGCCUGCUGAUCGUCGGGGGGAUGCUGCCCAUUGGCCAGUCCUUCACCAUGCGCGCGUGGACCCUCGACGUUGUGACGGGAUGCUGGGGGCGCAAGCAGCAACGGCGGCGUCGGCCCCGCGUCUUGGGGAACACCCCGGCGGGGUGCGCUCCGAGCUGAAGAGCCACGUAUCUGUGGGGCAGCCGCCGCCGCCGCCGCCGCCGCCGCGGGCGAGAGGCUCCGCUGGCGACAGGCAUCGAGGUUCGGGUGCGUCGACACUACUGCUGUAGAGGGAGUUGGCCCUCAAUUGGGCGGAGGCAGAGGCGACCGAGAGGAUGUGGUGUUGUUGCUCGGAUGGAUUAGGCUUUUUCUCUUGCCCCUCCGCGAGGACCGGACUGGCGGGACGGAAAACAGAGGAGUUAUUUCGUUGUCCUGGAAAGGGAGGGAUCGCUCUUCUCCUUUGCGGGUUAUGUAUGGGACGAAAACAUUUUUCACCAGGAGUUUGGUCGAGUCCUGCUUCCAUUUUGCUUCGAAGGCCGGUGGGUUUGCGAUGGUCCCCGGUAGUGUCGCAGUUGGUAGGGCUUGCCCACGGUAGGUUGUUAAGAAUUGAUAUUCCGCGUGGGUGCUGAAAUACGGUGUAGUAAUUUAUAAACCAAGUCUCCGUUGCAGGAGGUGAAUGUUUCUCGGCAAAUUGGGUCGUGUACGAAUGCUUUGUUCUGGGCGGUAGCUGUUCUUUGCUGUGCUUCUCACGUAUACUAAAUAGCGGGUGUCUGUGAGUAGAUGUACAGAGACAGGGUUUGUCGGUAUAGUUGGGUUUGGCGAACAACCGCCUCGGCGUAGCAUACUGUAUGUAGCUCACACCAAGAAAAAGCAGGGGGGGGUUGGAACCCGUUUUCCGGGUGGUUGGAAGUUGGAAAGAUGACGUGUAUUUGUUCGUAUUUAUCGUAGGUUGCCUUUUGGAAAACACUUGCCUGGGAGUGAACGUGACGAGAGCGAGCAGGACCGACUGCCGAAUCCUUGUCGCGUCAAAGGAAUUAUGUAAGGCAUCACCGCCGAGGAUUUAUUGUGUGUGGCCUGACCCGAAUCGGAGCUCUUCAGACAGAGAGGCAAGGCCGUCGGAUAGGUACACUAGCAGCGAUGGCCAAAAGUAGCGCAAUGAUAAUGAAUGAUAGUUUCGAAAGCUGAAGUAUUACUGUAGUUUCAGUGCUAUACCGGGGGUACCGUUUGUUUAGUGUUGUGCCACCUUUCACUUGGUCAUGAUCAGGGAACCUUACUGCUGUCAUUACCACCGAAAAACCAAAGGCUCGUCGAUUAUC